Molecule: messenger RNA, 5953 nt
Organism: Apus apus (common swift)
Lineage: Eukaryota; Metazoa; Chordata; Aves; Apodiformes; Apodidae
Gene: PAPLN
Product: papilin, proteoglycan like sulfated glycoprotein
Exons: 28
Coding region: 86-4171 (1361 amino acids)
Biological process (GO): extracellular matrix organization
Cellular component (GO): extracellular matrix
Molecular function (GO): metalloendopeptidase activity; serine-type endopeptidase inhibitor activity
Source: RefSeq, a predicted model, not a curated record
GUGGGUUUUGGAGCUUGGCUGCAGUGUGGUGUAACUGUCUCCAACUUAUGCACUCACCUUUCACAGGUACACACAGAAGGCAGAGAUGAAGAACUUGUUCCUUCUGCUCAUGCUAGCAGUGAUGCCACUUUCUGCAUUUUCAGGCCACCGGAUGAAGCGGCAGGCUGGUGUCUGGGGGAGCUGGGGCGAGUGGAGCGAGUGCAGCCGGAGCUGUGGUGGUGGAGUCAGCUUUCGGCAGCGGCGCUGCUAUUCCCAGAGAACAGAAGAUCCUACCAGUUGUGUUGGACCAAGUCGAAGCUAUCGGUCGUGCAACACUCAGAGCUGCCCAGAAGGCUCCCGGGAUUUCCGGGCAGAGCAAUGUGCAGAGUUUGAUGGGACAGAAUUCCAAGGAAAGAAAUACAAGUGGCUUCCAUAUUAUGGAGCGCCCAAUAAGUGUGAGUUAAACUGUAUUCCCAAGGGAGAAAACUUCUACUACAGGCACAAGGAAGCAGUGAUAGAUGGGACUACUUGUGAGCCUGGCAAGAGGGACAUCUGUGUAGAUGGAGCUUGUCAGGCUGUUGGCUGUGAUAACAUGCUGGAAUCUGCCAAGAAGGAGGACAAGUGCCUGCAGUGUGGAGGAGAUGGCAGCACCUGCUAUGGUGUGAAGGGCACUUUUGAUGUGCCCAGUCUCCCCAAAGGUUACAAUCAAAUUUUCAUCAUCCCAGUGGGAGCCACCAGCAUCCGAAUUGAGGAAGUUAUGCCCAGCAGGAAUUUUCUGGCUGUUAAGAACGUGCAAGGGGAGUAUUAUCUGAACGGGCACUGGACGAUUGACUUCAGCAGAGCACUUCAUGUAGCCAGCACAGUUAUGCACUAUGAUCGUGGCUCGGAGGGUGAUCUGGCCCCAGAGCUCCUCCAUGCCCGGGGUCCCACCACUGAACCGCUCGUCAUUGAGCUCAUCAGCCAGGAGCCAAACCCGGGGGUACAGUAUGAGUACUACCUGCCUGUGCAAGGACAGACCUCAGGUUACAGCUGGAGCUAUGGUUCCUGGAGUGAGUGCAGCUCUGAGUGUGGAGGAGGUUUCCAAUCCCGCUUGGUGUUUUGUACCAUAGACAAUGAAAUUUAUCCAAACUAUAUGUGCAGGAAUAAGCCACAACCAAACAAUACCCGGACGUGUGGCCGUCAGCCUUGUCCCCAGACAAAACGGACUUCUUACAUCUAUCUGCCACAAGCCUGGAACCACAGUGGAGCCUGGAGCUCUCAGAUGAAGAGGUGGAAGACGGGAGAGUGGGGACCCUGCUCAGCUACCUGUGGCAGGGGCACCCAGACCCGCUCCGUUUACUGUGUGGCAUUUGACGGGCAGAGCCCCCAGGGGGUGGCGGACGCGGCGGAGUGUGUGGCCUUCGCUCGGCAGCCUCGCAGCAGCCAGCCCUGCAACGUGAGGCCCUGUGCCACCUGGAGCACGGGGCCCUGGUCCGAGUGCUCAGCAAGCUGUGGGGAAGGGGUCCAGACCCGGACUGUCACCUGCAGAACGCAGCAGGGCUCUCAGGCUCAGGACUUUGCUUGCCUGAUGGAGCCAAAGCCAUCAGCCACUCAGCCCUGCCUUAAGGAGAACUGCAUCCAGGAAAUUGGCUGGCACGUUGGAGACUGGGGCCUGUGUUCGAAGAGCUGCAAUUCAGGCAUCCGAACACGCCAAGUGAUCUGCGCUGACGGAGACUCCAAAUUCUACAGUCCUGAGACAUGCAAAGCCAUCCAGCCACAGAAACCAGCCACCCUGGGUAGCUGCAACAUGCAACCCUGCUACCUGCCACAGCAGGUUCCCAGUAUGCAGGACACAAUGGGAUAUGAUGCCACGCGCCAGUCCUUGCUGACGCGUUACAACCCAAGCAGCCCUGCCACAGAUUCUGGUGAUGGAAGGAUGCUCCCUAGUACUGCUGGGAAUCACCAACUCCCAUCCACCAAGGACCAUGGCAUCAACUUGUUGCCUGUUCGCUGGGAAACCUGGUCACGCUCAUCGGGUUCCCAUCAGCUCAGCUUCUCUCAGAACCCCACUGCAGGGACUGGCUUUCAGGACUGUCAUCAGAGCCCACAUGGCUGCUGUCCAGAUGGGCACACUCCAGCUUCAGGCCCUUUGGGGAGAGGUUGCUCCUUCAGCACUUGUCACCGAAACAGGUAUGGAUGCUGUCCUGAUGGAGUAUCAGCUGCCCAGGGUCCAAACAACAUGGGAUGCCCACAAUAUCACCGUGAUGUUCAAGGACGCAGAAAUCAGCCCACUGUGCCUGCUCCCACAGCAAGCCAAGCCCUGUCACAGCAGCACCCCCCGGGCGAGUGCCGUGGUUCCAUGUACGGCUGCUGUUUUGACCAGGUCACUUCAGCUUCGGGUCCUCAAGGGGAAGGAUGUCUCAAUAGGCCCAACUACCCAUAUCCUGUCACAUGCCUGCUGCCCAGUGCUCAUGGCCCCUGCACAAACUGGACCACUCGCUGGUACUUCGUGACUGUCGUUGGCAAGUGCAACCGGUUUUGGUAUGGGGGCUGUCAUGGCAAUAAAAACAGCUUUGCCUCAGAGGCGGAGUGCAUGAGAGUGUGCCACAACUCUGGGGGGGACGGUCCCCAGGAGCACCAGCCCUCUUCUGGCACAGGAGCCCUGCAGCACCAGCAGGCUGGCUCCCGCCCUCCUCUGUGGGAGGCUUGGGGUCAGCAGCAGUCACCCCCAAGGGAGUCUGCAAGUCAAGAAAGAAAAGCUUAUGAGGCUUCACACCUCACGCAAGACAGCCACAGACAGGACAGCUGGAGAAGUGGGGUGCUGCCAGAGUCUUUGCCAAGGACUGGUGUGCUGGAGAGCCAGCACUGGAACACCCAGCAAAGCAGACUGGACAGCAUGAGCCAGCUGCCCUUGUGGGAAACAGCAGUGCCCGGGCCCCUGGAGAGGCAGAGCAGCAGUGCCCAGCAGGUGCUGCCCCGUGAAGGCAAGCAGUGGCAUAAGGCUUUCGGAGUGGAUGUUUCCAGGACAGAGGGAUUUGGGCACCAGGCGUCCGCAGACUUGUUCCCAGCACAAGCUCUGCACAGAGCCUUCCUGGAGGAAGCCAAGCCCUCUCUUGUGACCGCGGUUGUGGGACAAAACAUCCAGCUUAUCUGCAAGACAGGCAUGUCCGCCUUCUCCAGAGUGGAGUGGCUGAAGGACAGCCGACCAGUCUCCUCUGACAGGCACACCUACCAGUCCGACAGUUCCUUAGUGAUCAGCCAUGUCAAGCCAGAGGAUGCCGGGACCUACACAUGCCUCAUUUCUGACGGGAGGACAGAGAGCCGACAGAUUCAGUUACGGAUCAUAGACUACCCAAGCGCUCUUCUGGCAGAGGCUGAGAGAGGUCGGGUCCCUCCCAAGGGAAAUGAGCAGCAUCAAGAGCUUUCCAGAGGCAGGAAGGUUGUACAAACAGCCGGUUCCUCUGCGCAUCAGCAGUUCACGUACAGAUUGAGAAUGGAUAAGAGUGAGCCCUCAGUAGUGGAGGCCAGUGUCGGGGAGAGAGUCAGACUGCCCUGCACUGUGGAAGCAUCGCCCGCUCUCACCAUUGAGUGGAAGAAAGAUGGGCAGCCCCUCUCCUCUCCCAGACACAGGCAGCAGCCAGAUGGGGCCCUGGUGAUCAGCCGGGUCAGCUCUGAAGACAUUGGCUUCUUCACCUGCAUCGCCUCAAAUGGACGUGACCAGGACCAGCGCCAGGUCCUGUUCCGACCUCUAGGAGAGCUGAGGAUCACUGGGCUUCUGCCAAGUGUCACGGUACCUGAAGGAGGGACUGCUCAGCUUCAUUGUAGAGUGACUGGCAACAAUGUGAAUAUAAGGUGGUCAAGGAACGGAGUCCCCAUGCGGGCAGAUGGCCACCACAUUCAGCUGUCCCAGGAUGGGAGCCUGAUCAUAAGUAACGUUCAAGAGGCUGACGAGGGAUCCUACACUUGCAGUGCCUACAGCAGCAGCAACUCUGUCAGUGCCAACACAGAGGUGAAAGUGCUGAGGAGCAGCCCUAGCACUACCGCGAAUCACGUUGUGGACCUGAGCAGAGAGUGCGUGGACCAACCACACCUGGCCAACUGUGACCUGAUCCUGCAGGCCCAGCUCUGUGGCAAUGAGUACUACUUCAGCUUCUGCUGUGCCAGCUGCUCUCGCUACCAGCCGCGGGCUGGCCCUCCUCGCCACCGGGGGUGAGGGACACCUCCAUGGCCACACCAAAGGACACGUGACGGAUUGCAAGACUGGAAGGCUGAGCUCUGUCCUUUUACUGUGUGAAACGGUUUACUGGGAGCUUUGCCCUGCUGGAAAGCUCAAAAGGAUGAAUUGAACAGGAGGUAGUGGGUGUAACUGAAGGUGGGAGACCCACUACCCUCAAGUUUAUUGCAAACUUAUUUUCCACCCCCCUUGCUGUACCUAAUCCAUCUCUUCGCUUAAGCGUAGUUGCUGCCAUUCACAGAACAAGCUGGCGCAGGGAUGCGGUGACUCUAGAGACUGUACAUAACCAGCAUGAUAGAGGGAGAGACUAAUUUUUCUUACAAAUGCAAGAAAGAAGUGCUCUUAUAAAAAAAAAAAUCACCUCUGAGGUGUUUGAAGAUGGGUCUGAACUGUCUUAACCAAAGCACUACAAAGCAAUGAACACUUAUAAUCCUGGGCAGCACUUUCCAUCUGAAUGUGAAGGAGAAACAGCUUGAUGCAUAUAAAAAUAGUGUUCUGGUCUUGUGAGAUUACUAGGUGGAGAGAUGCAGCUGUAGUGUCAUGUUACUGUAGCUGUUUUAUUCCCGUAGAUGAUAGACAAAUUUCUAGUUGGGUCAGUUUGGUUUCUACUUGACUGCAAUCAGCUUUGGAGUGACAUGCUGAAGCAAUGUUUCACAGAAAGCUUUGGAAGACAUAAAAUACUUUCAGCUCUUCCUCAGUGUUAGGGAUAACUUAGAUGAAUAUACCAACACUGUUACCUGUUCUGAGGUGCUGCAGUUUACAUAGCCCUUGCUUUAGGAAGGCUCAGAUUUUGGUUUUUUUUCUGGUCUAGAACUGUGCUGUUCAAUUUAUUGAAAAGCUGGGGUUGGUAGCAGCGCUGUGCUAAUUUUCAGCUUGGGGAGGUGAAUAAUAUACACAUAGAAAUAUGCUUCGGGGCAUUUGACUUGCCAGAAUAAACCUCCCAGUGACCUGCUCUGAGUCCAGGAGAGCCUGGCUCUGCAUGUGGCCUGUGGCUGCUGUGGACUGACAAGUGAAGGCUGCCAGAGGCAGAGCAGCUACAGCUGAAAUGCCUCCUUCAUUUCAAAACUAAGAGUGGCAGUGAGCAUGCAUGUGAGGCUCUGAAGAAAGAAUGUCUCGGGCAUUAAGGGGCAUGUGUGGAGAGGUGAGGUUUUAUUCUGAGUUGUUAAACCAGGAAAGGCCCUUGGGUGUCUUCAGCAUCUCGAAAUGGAACUAUUUCUGAGCAAAAGCAUUUUUUUAUAGCUGCCAUAGUAUUAUUUUACUCUAGCAUCAGUCCUAACAGUCACCCUCUUCCUCAUUCCAAACUCUCUGCCAAGACUUGGAUGCAUUAAUUGUAUUAAUUAGCACCAUCACCCAUUUAUUAUUUACGUAGAUGUAGCUAUACACUAGUAGACUGGAAUGUAGUGUUGAUGUUUUGUUUGGGAGGUAUGGAGGUUUGGCUUUUUUUUUUUCCUUCUUAUUUUUCUCCCACUUUUAUUACUUUAAGGCUUCUAAGGUAGGCAGCUAAUUCAGGACUGUGCUCAUAUCACUCUCCUUCAGUCCAGACUUGGUACUCAGGGCAGCAGUAAUAGGGGUAAAUCCUCAGGCUUGACAGCCUAAACCUGAUUUGGACUGUAAAUCCAGUAAAUCAAUUCAGCUGCAUCUAAAAAUAAGACUUGCUAACCUAAUGGUUGCACUCUGUCUAGCACAAGUAUGGCUUCAGGAUGCUUUAAGAUGUGAACAAACUGAAAGUCUAGCAACAGCCCAGUAAAGGAGUGAGAGGUG